AUGGACAGGAAGAACCGCAUUUCACGGAUCUACAGGAUAGUGCUCUCUAGGCCACGACACCCGAUGGCAAAUGACUAGCACGAUUUCCCUGAGAUGCACCUCCCCUGCAGGCGCACACGCGAUGCCAUGAGGUAGACGAACACUUCAUAUGCACGCCAUGCCAUGAGGUGUGCUGAUCUACCUGUCUUCAGCGUGUAACGGUGUUCACCACAUCUAGGGAGCCCGUGCUCACUCGUGAAGGUCGGCAGCACACACACGGUGCGUACCUACCACCUGGCUAUCCUGGAUCUUUGUCCAGUCGCUGCGACUGCGGGCGCCCCUGAUCAACAUGCAUCAUGCAGGUCAACCAACAAUGAGGACGGCUUCACCACGCCAGGUAGGUGUGUUCAUAUACCACACCUCACACGCCCCUCUUAAUUAAUCCAGCCUGCCUGCCUGCCUCCAUCUAUCCAUUGCUGCCCUCCCGCUUGUGUAAUUAAUGCGGCUGGCUACAGGCCAGUCGUGAACAACACGCAGCCACAGCCAACCAGUCCCCUGACCCCGCAGCGGCAGCUCCCAGCGGCUCAGAUGCAAACAAGGCAUGCAUCUUUCAACAACACGGACAACCAGCGAGAAGCGAGUUGCGCCGCACCAACGGCGGGCGAGAGAGGCAAGUUUACGUGGGCAGGAGGGCGAGGAGGAUGGCAUGGCUGGUGAUGGGUCCCCCAUGGGCCCGGCCGACGGGCAUCGACGGACGAGGGCCGCUGGGGCGGCAGGGGCGCCGUCGUCAGUCACCGAAUUUCUCGAGUAUAUAAGACACAUACAUAGACGGGCAGUGGGAGCCACGAGUGCACUCGUGUCCUGUAUGUAUUUGUGUGUAUGUCUGUGGUUGCGUCAGUGUCUGACGAGCACGAGCACGAGCACGAUGGUGAGGACGGCAAGAUGGCGGAUGGGGAUAUGGAAAAGGACGGUAGGCAGGCACCAGGAAGCACCCGAUGCAUGCCGCUGGUUUUUCCCAUACGUACGUGUUGUGUGUGUAUGUCAGACGUGGCUAUAGAGGCAUCACUGGCUGCUGCUGCUGCUGCUGUUACUGCUGGUCGACAUUAA
Molecule: messenger RNA, 1086 nt
Organism: Vitrella brassicaformis
Lineage: Eukaryota; Vitrellaceae
Source: the annotation of a GenBank genome assembly